UGAUCUAUUACUGAACAGACGCACGGCAACAUGGAAUCUAUUUGUUAAACAGACAAUAGACAUCGCACAACCAUUCCAUUAUUUGCAAGAUCAUAUUCAAGAAUUAGACCUGUUUAAUCCCCGCUUACAUCGCCCAACGAACCCUUCACGAUCGAUAUACUCCAUGUUCUGCAUUCAGCGAGGCUGCAUGGGUGCGCAGACCUCGACCGCAAGUAAGUUUACUGAUAAGAUAUAAAAUUGUGCAAAUUCUAAAUUCUAACUUCACAUACCUCGUGACACUCUUUGUCAAUAUCGGAUGCCUCAACACACAAUAGUUGUAUCGCGCUACAAGCUGCGACAAGUACGCGUCGCGAUCCGCUUUCUUUUCGUCAGGUUUGUCCAACGAAGUCGCAGACGAAGCCGCCAUGUUUGUAUGCCUUGGUUGGGGGAAAGUGCUUUAGUACUUAGUCUUCUGUGGAAUUUCGAGAAGGAGAAACUUGGAAGUCUGGGUACAAGUUGUACAACUCUCAAAACAACGUGGUUCAAACUCAAACUCGUUCAAACUUUGCUAUGAUGAAGAAAGAAUUAGACCAGCAACCAAACAGUUGUGAAGUCUGUAAAGAUGCCUGCCAUAAGUACAAAUGCCCAUCGUGCAGAAUGAAAUAUUGCUCUCUUUCCUGUUUCAAGACACAUAAAGGUGACAUGUGUGAAAAAGAAACAAAUAGAAGAAAAGAAGAAAAAGAGGAAAAUGAGAGAAGGACAAGAGCUAUAUCUCACUCAGUGCAAGAAACUGAGGAGGGUGAAGUUACAGACAGUUGUUCAGAUGACGAUUCAGACAAUGAUGACAGAAUCAGCAGAAAUAUUCUUGAAAAGCUGGGUCAUUCACAAGAAUUACACAGCAUGCUACACAACAGACACUUAAGGGAAAUGAUCAGAGAAAUUGAUUCUUCAGAAGACCCUGGGAAGCUUCUCAGUCAGGCCAUGCAAAUCCCCAUUUUCACAGAGUUUGCAGAUGAAUGUUUAAGAAUUGUAGAACCACAAGAUGAAAGUGAAAUGGUGCACUGAGGCAUGUGACUUGUCUGAGUGAAAGAAACAAACCCGCCUUCAUUCCACACAUGUCAUUAGUGAUGCAAGUGCAAUUUUACAAAAACAUGAGGGAGACCAUCAUUUUAAAUUAGAACUUACACAAGAUACUAAGGAAGUACAGUUCAUGUUACAUGAUGUAAACUUUCAAUUAUUAAUGUGGUUUUGUUGCCAUCUCAUUGUAAAUGUUCCUGGUAUGUGGAGUCUUACAGCAGCCUGACUGGUACCAGUUUCCUGUGAUCAUCACGAAAGAGUACUUAUAACGUGGUUGAAUCCCUGAUGCUAUGUACUAAUGUUAUCAUUAGGUCCCUGUGAUGUUUCUACAAAGUAUUGCCUGAUAUUUCUCAACAUGUUAUUGUGCACAACAA
Messenger RNA from Orbicella faveolata, 1430 nucleotides. RefSeq names its product zinc finger HIT domain-containing protein 3-like. Gene Ontology annotation, molecular function: protein binding. The record is from RefSeq and is a predicted model, not a curated record. Lineage: Eukaryota; Metazoa; Cnidaria; Anthozoa; Scleractinia; Merulinidae. Gene Ontology annotation, cellular component: nucleus; pre-snoRNP complex. Gene Ontology annotation, biological process: box C/D snoRNP assembly; snoRNA localization; maturation of LSU-rRNA from tricistronic rRNA transcript (SSU-rRNA, 5.8S rRNA, LSU-rRNA).